AUUUGUUGACUAUGCCUUUACCAUGCACGACGUAGUUACGUGAAUUCGUGGAUUCCCGACCGCAUUUGAUACAUACAGUUGGAAAUUUUAGAACAAGGCAACGAGACAAGAAUUAAAUAGGAAAUCGAUCCGACCAAAAGAAUAUGGCCAAUAGGAAGCCAAAAUGCCAAGAACAAGACAACCCAGCAAUAUACCCUGAGUGCGAUCCUGCUGUACAAGAUUGUCCAGGAGGUAAUGAGGCUGUGGACAGAGAAAAUACAAUGAAAGAAGAACACAAAAUAAACGAAGAAUUACGGGAUUUUCAAGAAUACAUUCGUUCCGUUCAAGAGCAUGAAAUAUUUCAGCAACAUGAAAGCUAUUUAACGCCUGAUGACAAAAGAGAAAUUAUAAAUAAAUGUUGUGAUGUGAUCCAAUUUCUCACUGAAAUAUCAGAAAAUUUCAACAUUAAGCAAGUACAGGCCAAAAGACUCGGAUUUGAAGACUUUGUUUGUAGCGUACUACACAGAUUACAACACAGAGCUCAGCUUGUAGGUGACAGAGAACAAGAAAAUAAGCGAAAUGAAUCUAUUCAAAGUUUUCAGAAGUACAUUCGUUCAGUUCAAACUUACGAAAUAUUUGAGACAUUAGAAUCGGUAUUGACACCUUAUAACAAAGAUGAAGUCAACAAAAGAUGCCACGAAUUGGACAAAAUGCUCAGUGACAAUCAGAGAAAGCUCGAUAUUAAAGAUAUUGAGUCCGAAAGACGAGAACUCGAAGAUUUUAUCAAGAUCCUCAUGAACAGUUUACAAAGUAAAGAUCAGGAAGAGAAAGGAAGGCAAGAACAAGAGCUACGAGUUGUAAUUCGAAGUUUUCGUAACUACAUUCGUUCUGUCCAACAACAUGAAGUAUUCAAACAGUAUCAAAGGUUUAUAUCUCCAGAAGAUCGAAACAAAAUUAAUAGAAAAUGUGUUGCAUUGGAGAAAUUUCUAAAUGACAAGGUCAUCGCAGAACUAGAAAUGAAAAGGAAAGAAGAACAGGAACAUAAUAAAGCAAUUAGAGAAUUUGAGCAAUAUGUUCAUUCAGUUGAAACGCAUUCUAUAUUCGGAGAUUAUCAAACGUUUUUGUCACCUGAUGAAAAAGAAGCUAUCAAAGUUGAAUGCAUCAGAUCGAAGGAAUUUCUUAGUUCAAAUUCUGAAAAGCUUGACAUUAAAGAAAUACAGAUCGAGAAAGAAAAAUUUGAAAAUAACGUUGAAAGUGUUUUGGAGAUACUACAACAGGCAAGUGCACUCAAAUCGAUGUUUUUCACUAAUCCUAAACCUAUGAACUUUCUGGAAUUUUUAUUUGCAACUUCUUAUGGUCUUGACAUAAUUGAAGGUCUCAUCAGUGGCCAUUCAAAAAAACAACUGAACAUGGUUCAGUUAAGUAAAAAUCAGCAUGAAAGAAAUCACAAGUCAUCGAAAAUUCAAUCAUUCGAUUUCUUCAUUCAAAUAGCAAAACUAGAAAAGCGAAGGGAACAAGAGCUAAACGAAGCGAUGAAGAAUUUUCAGCAGCAUAUUCAAUCAGUUCAAAAUCUUGAAGUGUUCGCUGAAUAUGAAACGUUUUUAUCGUCUGAUGAUAAAAAGGAUGUUGAUGAUAAGUGUUUCGGCAUGAACGCAUUUUUGACCACACAUCCGUUUCUGGAUAUGAAAAAGCAAAGAGAACAGUUAGAGAAGAAAAACGAGACUAUUCAACAUUUCCUGCAAUCUAUUCGAUCAGUCGAAUCACACGCGGAAUUCAAAGACGCUGUUAUAUUUCUAACUUCUGAUGACAAAUCAGAAAUCAAUGCAAAAUGUUUUGCAAUGAAGGAAAUACUCAGCAACAACGAGGAAAAGCUCAGCGUCGAACAAAUUCAGGAUGUAAAAGUAGAAUUUGACGAUUUUGUGGCUAGUAUAGUAACGAAACUCAAAGAUAGACAGCAGGAUCAAGCACAAAAGCUGGAAGAAGCAAUUCAGAAUUUCCAAUCCUACAUUCAGUCCGUUCAAGAGCUCAAAGAGUUUGACCAAUAUGAAACAUAUUUAACGUCUACUGAUAUAAAUGGAAUUCAUGCUGAAUGUAUAGCAACGCAAACAUUUAUCAACGAGAAUAUUGAAAAUCUUCAUUUCAAACAAAUCGAAAACAAAAGAGCAGAAUUUGAAAGUUUUAUUCAAAGCUUUGUGACAAAACUGCAGAAAAAAGCUCAGGUAGUCAUUUCACUAUGA
This is a messenger RNA of Styela clava, 2216 nucleotides long. Lineage: Eukaryota; Metazoa; Chordata; Ascidiacea; Stolidobranchia; Styelidae. The record is from RefSeq and is a predicted model, not a curated record.